Bemisia tabaci is the source of this 2239-nucleotide messenger RNA. Its product is annotated as sepiapterin reductase. Gene Ontology annotation, molecular function: sepiapterin reductase (NADP+) activity. Lineage: Eukaryota; Metazoa; Arthropoda; Insecta; Hemiptera; Aleyrodidae. The record is from RefSeq and is a predicted model, not a curated record. Gene Ontology annotation, biological process: tetrahydrobiopterin biosynthetic process.
GUUAUGUCCGAGACUGAUUACGAAGUAUGUGAUGAAAAGAAAGAAAGCGCAUAAGUAUUUUCUAAGAGAAAUUCUUCUCAACGAUCAGUUUUAAUUCGACUUGACAAUCAGCGACAAGUGUUUUUGUUCUAGCACUGUAAUUUAAUUUUCACUCCUUUGUUCCGAAGUUCGGUUGAUUAUCCACCACCUAGUGUCUGAUUGACAUUCCAUUCCUAUCAAAAGGUGGUGAUAUAAUGGUGUUGGAUUCAUUGUGUGAUCCCUGGAAUGCUCAGGAUGGAGAAAGUCAGUCAGUGAGUGAAAGUAGUACAUCAAAAGAGCCACAGGAAUUUGAGGAUAAUUUUCAUGUGAAUAGUAAUCGUCUGCCCGACUCUGAUGAGUACAUUGCUGCUCUAGAAAAAAAAUUGUCAAAGCUCAAAAGUUCCAAGCAAAGUAGCUCUGGGGACUCUGGGACUAAGGAACUUUUGGCUUCAUUGCAAGAAUUCCGCGAAUCCUGCAUGGUGCGAUUGAUCUCUGGCUCAAACUCAGCACUCAUAUCCAACACAGAUCUAGAUCUAGAUUCUUCUUUACCGAAACUACCUUCCCAGUGGUUGCGCAAUCAAAUCAACCCUGAAACGCCACUAACCGUGGGAGAAGCUCUAGAGUUAUUGAAAGCAGAUUAUUUAGAAUUAAAUCAUAUUGAAACAACUCAGCAGGAAAUCUCAGAGCCGGAAAACUGAAACUUCAACCUCAACUCAACUGAAAUUGAUUGCAGAUCGUACAAUAAUGCCAGGAUCAUCUUUUUGGGGUCAAAAAACCUGCUUGGUUGUAACUGGUGCGAGCCAAGGGAUCGGCCAAUUUUUUGCCUGCGAGCUGUCAAAAUUGUUAGGUGCCAAUUCAAGUGUAAUAAUAAUAGCCAGGUCUGUAAGUGGACUUGAGGAAACAAGAAAAAGAAUUUUAGAAGCUAAUCCUGCAGUUAAAGUCAAAGUUCACCAAACAGACUUGAGCAAAGUGAAUCUAGAAGAAUACGCAACUCUUUUCAGUGCAGUAGACCCUGACAUCUCCUUAUCUCUCUUCAUACACAAUGCAGGGUCUCUUGGUGAUUGCACAAAACUUGCGGUCGAUAUGAAGGAUCCUGAUGAAUGGAACAGUUUCAUGGCAUUAAAUCUUUACUCUGUGACUGCUCUGACCUCAGAAUACAUGAGACGGUUACAAAAGAGUAGCUGUAAAAAAGUCUUUGUGAAUAUUACUUCAUUGGCUGCAAUAGAACCGAUCAAAUCUCUUGGAUAUUACUGCAUUGGAAAAGCUGCUCGAGAAAUGUACUUCCGGGUUUUAGGCGCAGAAAGUUCUGACUUGCGUGUUUUGAACUAUUCCCCUGGACCAAUUGACACCAACAUGGUCUCUACUCUUUUGGACAAAAUCAGAGAUGAAGAAGUCAAGAAUGCUUUCAGCUCCAUGAAGGAAACCGGCACUUUAGUGAAAGUGGAGCAGUCGGCAGAAAAACUCAUCAGAGUACUAGAGACUGAUACCUACAAAUCAGGCGGCCGUGUUGAUUUUUAUGAUACUAAUUGAUGGUGAUGAUUAAAUUUUAAUAUCUUUUCUUUCCUUUGCCAGGACUAUUUAAUUAUUCACGUUUUAAUCUUUUUACAUCUGCAAGCAUUUAUCCUUGUAACCCUAGAAGACGCUUCAUGUUGAAAGGUCUAUAUUUGUUAUUGCUUGUUUCCCUCCCCUUGUAACUGUUUCGUAAAUAUCUUAAACAAAGUUUCAAUUUUAUCUUCAGCGCCAAUGAUUUUUAGGAUAGGUGUGGUUGUUUCUUUUUUCGUUAUUUAUUCUAAUCAGUAUGACAGCAUGACAGCACAGUGUUUAAAUCAUCAUCAUUAGAACCUGAGCCGUAAGACACUGAGUUUAUUGAAUAACAUUUGGCAAUAACAAACCACCUACUACAAAUUUGGGUGACAUUAAAGAGCAGUAAAUGUUUUUAUAUCAUUCGAUUUAGUUGUAGACAUCAGUGAUCAGUAUUUGGGUCAAAGCUCAGCUGAAGGAACUAAUUUUUCCUUCAUGAUGCACUCCAUCCAAAGUUAGGGUGAAGUUCCUCCUCUCAUCUUUCAACUUGAUAAUCCUCAUUCAAUACUACAUCAAUUUCCUUUCUAAUUCUCAUGCUGUAUCUUAAAGGAUGUCAAAAAUAAAAAUGUUCUCUUGCUCUCUAUAUGUAUGUUACAUCUGAACUUUUAUGUGAUAAAUUUCUUGAUCUUUUCUAAGAAGA